UAUCAUGUUAAGCAUUAUUCUCUUGCUCGCUUUGCUAGUACAGAUUUGUACUGCUCAUGACAGUACACGAGUCAGGAAAUUCGAAUUAACUAUAAAAUCCGCCUUACUGAAUCCGGAUUGCUCCAAUCAGUCCUACGCUGGUCUUGUCAUUAAUGAUCAAUAUCCGGGCCCUGCUUUACAUCUUGUUAAGAAUGACAUUGUUCAGAUAAAAAUACGAAAUGAUGUCGGAAACAAUGUGUCUUCAAGUGUUCAUUUUCAUGGUAUUCGGCAAAUCAAUACAAACAAUGCUGAUGGUGUGGCUGCCAUUACACAACUUGCAGUUGCUCCUGGGGAAGAAUAUGUCCAGACAUUCCAGGUGAUUGACCAAUCAGGCACAUUCUAUUAUCAUGCUCAUGUAGGUGUACAAGAUGAUACUAUUCAAGGCCCUUUUGUUGUUCAUGACUCUGAGGAAGCACUCCAGAAAGAAACCCAUAGUGGCCCAUACCCUUAUGAUGGAGAAUUUAUUCUUCAAUGGGCAGAAUGGUGGCAUCAAUCAAUCUAUAAUCGAGAAGCAUACUACUUGAGUCCAAGUUUUACUGCUGAUGGUGGACCUGAUAGUGUGCUACUUAAUGGUCAAAGUGUGUAUCACAAGAUGGAGACAAUUCCCAAGGACUGCAAAGGUUUUACUUAUUUUGAUGUUGAGCCCAACAAGACAUAUCGACUUCGUAUAAUAGGUGCUGUUACUUAUCGCGUACUUGGUAUGUUUGUUAAGCAACACAAUAUGACUUUGAUUGAACUUGACGGUGAAUAUGUUCAGCCUUAUGAUCUGGAUUCAUUGGAACUUCAUGCAGGACAACGUAUGUCUGUCUUGAUUCAUACAGGAAAUUAUUCUGCAGGAACAACCUUUCCUAUUGUCACUGAUUACAGAUGGAGGUCUAGCAAUGCUGGCUACACGCAAUCUGGCUAUGGCUUUCUCCGUUAUGUGGACCCCAAACAAAAAACAGAAGCAAUAACCAUCUUGAACAAGCCAUUAAAUCAAGAUUUGCCAGCUCUUAAUGCUACUAAGCUUAAUGUACCUAGUUGGGUUCUUCCUCAAGUCAAGCCCCAUGCUCCUGGUAAUCCUGCGAUUCUGAAUGGUGAAGCUCAUCAUACAAUUGUUCUAGACAUGAAAGAAGUCAUUAUGCCUGACAAUACUACUCGGUUUAUUCUGAACAAUAGACCUUAUAAUCCUAACCGUUGGGGAAAUGCUACUGCUUCUCUCUAUGACUUUGUUACUAGUGAUCCUGAUCCUGGAGUCUUGUACCCUGAUGGUGGUUCAAGAAAGCAUCAUACCUAUCCUGUUGGUUUAAAUCAAAUUGUUGAUUUUGUCUUUCAAAGUCAUUUCUUGCCUACUAGACCUGAUCUCUGUGUCGCUCACCCUUGGCAUACACAUGGUUACUCCCAUUAUCUUAUAGCAGAAGGCUCUGGUGAUUAUGUUCAUGAAAGAGACAAGGACAUUAGGACUUAUACUGAUCCUUUGUACAAGGAUGUGAGUAUUGCUUAUCCCCGGAUUCAAGAAGGCGCUGUUGGCUGUGGCUGGACUAAAGUUCGAAUUUUUACGGUAGGAUGUCUGCAUGAAUUCACACGCUCAUUUUAUUACUUUAGGACAACCCUGGUGUCUGGGCAAUCCAUUGUCAUAUUACUGCACACAUGUUACAAGGCAAAGUAACUGUCUUGGAAGUAGCUGGUGAUCUUAUCGGAUCAACAAGACGUACAUUUAAUCUUGACUAGUUUAUGACUAGACUACUUGUAUAUGACGUAAUUAUAAACCCUGUUCUUUAUUGUCUUUAUAUUAAACUGUCAUAUUAAAAGAAAAGCAGAGCAAUUUUCGAGAACAAGUAUCUUUAGAGUGUAUCUUUACAAAAGAUUCAAAGCUGUAUGUAAACUCAAUUGGUCCUACAUUGCAAGUUUCCUCCCCCUCCCCCCUCCUCACACAAAAUUAUUUAUAGUCUAAAUUCAACACGGCUCGUUUUUUCCUUUUUUCACUUCUUUUAAUUAUUA
Messenger RNA from Gilbertella persicaria, 2019 nucleotides. Its product is annotated as multicopper oxidase-domain-containing protein. NCBI's taxonomy places the organism in Eukaryota, Fungi, Mucoromycota, Mucoromycetes, Mucorales, Choanephoraceae. The transcript has a single exon. Gene Ontology annotation, molecular function: oxidoreductase activity; copper ion binding. The coding region runs from base 5 to 1687 and encodes 560 amino acids. The record is from RefSeq and is a predicted model, not a curated record.